AUGCGCCACACACUUAUCCCCAUCAUCUUGGCCACAGUGGCGUUUGCCGCGCCUGUCAGUGACAACCCCAUGCCGGUACCGGCUCUUGCCGAUUCGAAGCCCGAGGUCGUGAAUACAGAGUCCAACCCCAUUGACUCUGGCUCUGACUCGAAUUCAUACGCGAACACAGACCCCAACCCCGCCGACUCGAGCUCGAAUGACGCAGACCCCGACCUCGCCGACGCCGAGUCCGAGUCCGAGUCCGUCAAGAGAGCCAGCGGCUCGUCCGGAUCCAGCAGCUCGUCCAGCGGCUCAUCCAGCGGCUCAUCCAGCGGCUCAUCCAGCGGCUCAUCCAGCGGCUCGUCUGGAUCUAGCGGCUCGUCUAGCGGCUCGUCUGGCUCGUCUGGCUCUUCUGGCUCCUCUGGCUCGUCUGGCUCCUCUGGCUCGUCUGGCUCCUCCGGCUCGUCUGGCUCCUCCGGCUCCUCCGGCUCAAAAGGAUCCAGCGGCUCCAGCGGCUCCAGCGGCUUCAGCGGCUCAAAGGGCUCGUCCGGUGGGAGCAGUGGCACAGGCAACAGGUCCGGGUCUGGCUCCGGGUCUGGUGGCUCUCGGUCAGGUUCAGGUUCUAGCAGCCAGCCCUACAACCCGGGCCACAAUUAUAACGAUGGCGUCGCCACUGCGCCGAAUAUCAUGAGCGCAGCUGCGGCUGUAGCGCUCGUCUAUGCUCUUGUAUAA
Messenger RNA from Cutaneotrichosporon cavernicola, 711 nucleotides. RefSeq lists its product as uncharacterized. The coding region runs from base 1 to 711 and encodes 236 amino acids. The transcript is spliced from 2 exons. The record is from RefSeq and is a predicted model, not a curated record. NCBI's taxonomy places the organism in Eukaryota, Fungi, Basidiomycota, Tremellomycetes, Trichosporonales, Trichosporonaceae.